This is a messenger RNA of Nothoprocta perdicaria, 571 nucleotides long. RefSeq names its product nudix hydrolase 15 (gene NUDT15). Gene Ontology annotation, cellular component: cytosol. Gene Ontology annotation, biological process: dGTP catabolic process. The coding region runs from base 1 to 489 and encodes 162 amino acids. NCBI's taxonomy places the organism in Eukaryota, Metazoa, Chordata, Aves, Tinamiformes, Tinamidae. The record is from RefSeq and is a predicted model, not a curated record. The transcript is spliced from 3 exons. Gene Ontology annotation, molecular function: 8-oxo-7,8-dihydrodeoxyguanosine triphosphate pyrophosphatase activity.
AUGGCGGGCGAGGCGGCGCCGCCGCGGCCCGGCGUCGGCGUGGGGGUGGUGGUCACGAGCGCCGAGCACCCCGGCUGCGUCCUGCUGGGCAGGAGGAAGGGCGCCAUGGGCGACGGCGCCUUCCAACUCCCCGGCGGCCACCUGGAGUUCGGGGAGAGCCUGGCCGAGUGCGCGGCGCGGGAGGCGCGCGAGGAGGCGGCUCUGCGCCUGCGCCGCGUGCGCUUCGCCUCCGCCGUGAACGCGGCGUGCGCCGCCGCGCGCUACCACUACGUCACGGUGCUCAUGCGGGCCGAGGCGGAGCCGGGCGCCGAGCCGCGCAACUGCGAGCCGCACAAGAACGAGGGCUGGCAGUGGGUGAAGUGGGACGAGUUUCCUCCGGCGGAGCAGCUGUUCUGGCCCUUGCGCUGCUUGAGAGAACAAGGGUACAAUCCUUUCACGGAAGAUUUUGAGCACCUGAAGGGAUACACGGGAAGUCACCAGCUGUYAUGAAAAAUAGUUUUAUGUUGUGUAACCUGUUUCACGGGCAGCCCUGCUUUUCCAGUGUAAAAAAUAAUGUAUGUAUGUAAAAACA